AUGUCUGGCACCGCUGUCCACUUCGGUGGUGGGAAUAUCGGACGCGGCUUCAUCGCUGAGCUUCUGCACGAAUCUGGCUUUGAAGUCGUCUUUGUUGAUGUCGUUGACGACCUCAUCAACAGAAUCAACAACUCCAAAUCGUACAAGAUCACAGAAGUGGGUGCAGAUGGAGAAAAGAGCAAGACCAUCACAAACUACCGCGCCAUCAAUUCUAAAUACAACCUGGAUGAGGUGAUCAAGACCAUUGCUGAGGCUGAUGUUGUCACCUGCGCCGUGGGUCCCAAUGUCAUGAAGUUCAUUGCCAAACCAAUUGCCGAUGGGAUUUCGGCCCGGACAAAGUCGAAGCCUCUGGCUGUCAUCGCUUGUGAAAAUAUGAUCAAUGCCACUGAUGCUCUCAAGGAGCUCAUCACCGAUCCAAAGAACUUGAAGCCAGCGGUACUCAAGGAUCUCGACUCGAAGGCCGAGUUUGGCAAUUCCGCUAUUGACCGAAUUGUCCCAACCCAGCCUGCCGAUGCCAACCUCGAUGUCGUCAUCGAAAGCUUCUAUGAGUGGUGUGUUGAGACUGUUGGUUUCAAGUCUGGUCAUCCGGACAUCAAGGGUGUUCACUGGGUCGAAGAUCUGGAGCCGUACAUCGAACGCAAGCUUUACACUGUCAACACAAGUCACGCCACUGCGGCAUACUUUGGCUACUACAAAGGCACCAAGACGAUCCACGAGGCCAUGGAAGAUCCCGAAAUCAAACAAGAAGUUCACGAAGCCCUGGAGGAGACUGCGCACCUCAUCAGCGGCAAGCAUGAUAUCACCGAAGAAGAGCAGCAGAAAUACGUCGACACCAUUGUCUCUCGUAUCUCUAAUCCCCAUCUCGAAGACGUUUGCGUCCGUGUCGGCCGUGCACCACUUCGCAAACUCAGCCGCAACGAACGAUUCAUUGGUCCUGCCGCCCAACUGGCUGAACGUGGGUAUGAUGUGACUGCUCUAGUCCGUGGUGUGGAGAUGGCUCUUCGUUUCCAGAAUGUCGAGGGCGACGCCGAGAGCAAGGAGUUGGCAGAGAUCUUGAAGACCACAUCUGCCGAGGAAGCAACCACCAAGCUCACCGGUCUGGAACCUGACCACCCUCUUUACGCCAAGAUCUUGGAGAAAGUUGAACUGGUAAAGAAUGACACAAAGUGA
Capronia epimyces CBS 606.96 is the source of this 1170-nucleotide messenger RNA. Its product is annotated as mannitol-1-phosphate 5-dehydrogenase. The transcript has a single exon. Gene Ontology annotation, cellular component: cytosol. Lineage: Eukaryota; Fungi; Ascomycota; Eurotiomycetes; Chaetothyriales; Herpotrichiellaceae. The record is from RefSeq and is a predicted model, not a curated record. Gene Ontology annotation, biological process: mannitol catabolic process. Gene Ontology annotation, molecular function: mannitol-1-phosphate 5-dehydrogenase activity. Bases 1 to 1170 code for a protein of 389 amino acids.